Zasmidium cellare ATCC 36951 is the source of this 855-nucleotide messenger RNA. RefSeq lists its product as uncharacterized. NCBI's taxonomy places the organism in Eukaryota, Fungi, Ascomycota, Dothideomycetes, Mycosphaerellales, Mycosphaerellaceae. Bases 1 to 855 code for a protein of 284 amino acids. The transcript has 2 exons. The record is from RefSeq and is a predicted model, not a curated record.
AUGGGCAUCGUCAAAGGAGGCGCAUUGCGCCUUUUCCAGACCUUCCUCUACGCCCUCGCCUUCUGCUGUUCCGCAGUCAUCCUGGGCAUCUACUCCUACUUCCUCUCCGUGCUCGCAGACAGAGACAUUGCCAUUCCAACAUGGGAGAAGGCUGUGGAGGGCCUGUCGGGUGCCGCAGUCCUCUACCUCAUCUUCGCCGUGAUCCUCACAUGCUGUCUGGGAGGAAUUCAGGUGUUCGCUUUCCUCGCAUUGGUCCUUGACAUCUGCUUUGUCGGUGCUAUGAUUGCCAUCGCUGUCAUGACCCGCCAUGGAGCGAGCUCGUGCAGCGGCAUUGUCAACACUCCGCUCGGAACUGGCGAGGCAAACUCCCACGCAGCUGGCUUCAAUGGAGACUUUGGAUUUGGCGACAACGACACUCUUACCUACGCUGUGUCCCUGCACACCGCUUGCAGACUCAACACUGCUGCGUUCGCCGUGUCCAUCAUCGCUGCUAUCCUCUUCCUCAUCACUGCUGGCAUGCAAGUCCUCCUCGUCCGUCAUCACAAGAAGGAGAAGCGCUACGGCCCAUCCCCAUCUAACAACUACACUUCUGGCUUCGGCAAGCGCAAGUUCUGGCAACGCAAGCCAAAGGGCAAUGCUCGUGACACCGAGCUUGGUGCUGGAGGUCUCGCUGCCCAUGGCCCUGACAUGCGCCCAAGCCACGAGACUGGCACGACCAUUGGCAACAACAACGCCGCUGCCUACGACAAGGAUGCCUACGCACCACAACAAGGUUCCCACGGAACCUAUUACGGCGCACCCCAAGGGACCGCAAACCCAUACACAAUGACUACCGGCACUGCCACCAAUUACUAG